Messenger RNA from Ornithorhynchus anatinus (platypus), 2985 nucleotides. It is a transcript of the gene MSI1, whose product is annotated as musashi RNA binding protein 1. The transcript is spliced from 15 exons. The record is from RefSeq and is a predicted model, not a curated record. Gene Ontology annotation, cellular component: cytoplasm. Bases 4 to 1095 code for a protein of 363 amino acids. Gene Ontology annotation, molecular function: RNA binding. Lineage: Eukaryota; Metazoa; Chordata; Mammalia; Monotremata; Ornithorhynchidae.
CCGAUGGAGCCGGACGCGCCCCAGCCCGGACUGGCCGCCCCGGACUCCCCGCACGACCCCUGCAAGAUGUUCAUCGGGGGACUGAGCUGGCAGACCACGCAGGAGGGAUUGCGAGAGUAUUUUGGCCAGUUCGGGGAGGUGAAGGAGUGCCUGGUGAUGCGGGACCCACUGACCAAAAGAUCCAGGGGCUUUGGCUUUGUCACUUUCAUGGACCAGGCUGGGGUGGACAAGGUGCUGGCCCAAUCCCGGCACGAGCUGGACUCCAAAACGAUCGAUCCCAAGGUGGCGUUCCCCCGUCGAGCACAGCCCAAGAUGGUGACGCGGACGAAGAAGAUCUUUGUUGGGGGGCUGUCGGUGAACACCACGGUGGAGGAUGUAAAACAGUACUUUGAGCAGUUUGGAAAGGUGGAUGAUGCCAUGCUGAUGUUUGACAAAACCACCAACCGACACCGAGGGUUCGGGUUUGUCACAUUUGAGAGUGAGGAAAUCGUGGAGAAAGUGUGUGAGAUCCACUUCCAUGAGAUCAACAACAAGAUGGUGGAAUGUAAGAAAGCACAACCAAAGGAGGUGAUGUCCCCGACCGGCUCUGCCCGGGGACGCUCCCGGGUCAUGCCUUACGGGAUGGACGCCUUCAUGCUGGGCAUAGGCAUGCUGGGUUACCCGGGGUUCCAAGCCGCCACCUACGCCAGCCGGAGUUACACUGGCAUCGCUCCCGGUUACACCUAUCAGUUCCCCGAGUUCCGUGUAGAGCGGACCCCUCUCCCGAGCGCCCCCGUCCUCCCCGAGCUCACAGCGAUCCCUCUCACGGCGUAUGGGCCAAUGGCGGCGGCCGCGGCGGCCGCGGCUGUGGUUCGAGGCACAGGUUCUCACCCCUCCUGGGCGCUGGCUCCCCUUCCAGGUUCCACCCCGAGCCGCACGGGCGGUUUCCUGGGCACCACCAGCCCCGGGCCCAUGGCAGAACUCUACGGAGCCGCCAACCAGGACUCGGGCGUCAGCAGCUACAUCAGCGCCGCCAGCCCCGCUCCCAGCACCGGCUUCGGCCACAGCCUCGGGGGUCCUUUGAUUGCAACAGCUUUCACCAAUGGGUACCACUGAGGCUGGGGUCCAAGGAGGCAGGAGAGUCCCCGCCAGCAGCUGCCUGAGGAGAGCGGGCUGCAGGACCUGCCGACGGCCGGGGGAUCGAGGGCCAGCCGCCACCGCCUCCUCCUCCUCCUCUUCCUCCUCUUCCUCCUCCUCUCGCGACGCUGCACACUGCCAGCCGGCUGCCGGCUCCUGCCCCCCUCUUCCCCGCCGCCCCUCCGGCCCCACGGACAUCAUCUCGCUGCCCUUACUAACCCCUUCCUCCGCCCCCUCCGCCGCCGCUUUUAUUUAUUUUGGAUUAGCCAGUAGCCUCCUGGUUUUCUCCCUUUGGGUUUGUGCCCCUCACCCUUCCCCCCCCGACCCCGUAGAGCCCCUGUGAAUUGGCUUCCGUGCUCGUGCGUAGCUAGGAUGAUGGUGGUCCGAGCCGCGACCCUCCCCCGCCCUCUCCCCGUACCCCCCAGGUCGCGUCCGCCACCAUUUUUUAUUCUCAUUUUUUUCUUUUUCUUUUUUUUUUUUUCAAAGAAACAUUUUUAACUGUUUCUGGGUUUGUGAAUGUGAAGCUCCGGGCCGGGGGCGGGGGCGGGGGCCGGAGCCCCACACCAGCGGGAGAACAAGUGUAUAUUUUGGUACGUGGCAGCCCGGUCCCCCCCCGGCUCCGGGGGGCGGCGGGGUCGGGGCCGGGCCCGGGUCGAAUCCCUCUCCUGUAUCAUAUAUGUAAAUACUGUGAGGUGACGCCGGCUGCAGCCCGCGGCCCCCACCCCUUUCCGUGGCCCUCUUGGGGACUCGCCUCUCCCCCAUCCAGGGCCUUGCCCCCUUCCCCCUCUUCCUGGACACCGUUACUGUAAGAUUUGGUUAGGGCCUCGACCGAGGCAGGGAGAAGCCACCCUCUCCUCAGCCGCGGGGCUGAGCGAGAGAGGGGGCCCGGGUUCGUCCCCCACCCCGACCUCCACCCAAAGCCCCGGCUUUGGAUGGGAGGGCUGCCCACCCUGCCACGUUGGAAAAGAAUUAACUCUCCAAAGGGUCUCCCUCCAGGUCAGGCCUUCAUGUCUCCUCCCCGUGGGGGAUGCCACGGGCCGCUUCGGGGUCGGAAGGGAGCGGAAGAAGACCCCAGGGGUGGGCGACGGGCUUCUCAGGGAUUGCCCACACUCCAACCGCGGCCUCGCGACAGACGGCGCGGCCUCCCGCUCGGCCCUCUCCCCCGGGCGGCGGCCGGAGCCCCCUCGGCGGCCCCGGACCCUCCCGCCGCCCGCCCGAGGGCACCGGCGGAGGGCAAGAGAGGGUUCGGGGCCUGGGGUUCCGCGAACCAAAGACCCGGAGGGACGGGGCGGGGUCCGGCCGCCCCAGAGUCCCCAACCGACGUCUCGCUCCGAGGAGAGGUAGGAUGGGCCUGAGACGGCGGUCGGGGGGCCGGGGGCCGGGGAGGAGGCCCCUCUCCUGGGUCCCUCUACCCCCCAGGACCCUUCAACUCCUUUGGAGAGUUAAUUGUCAGCGCGAGAGGUACUUGACCUGUUAGUACUGAGAACACGAAGCAAUAAUCUUUGUUACCGAGACGCGCGGCUGUAUGGUUUUUUUUUAAAUAUUUCCUAAUAAAAGAGAAGCUGCAUUUUAUUGGUUUUUAUUUUUAUUUUCUACACGUCUGAGGGGGGCCUGGUCCGGCUCCGCCUCCUCCUCUGUCCCUCGGUCAGUCACCGCUGCCCUGCCCUGGGCUCGUUGGGGUCUUGGCUGGUCUCCUGAUUUGUUUGGGUUUCUUUUUCUUUUCUUACCUUUUUUUAAAAAAAAAGAAUGUUAAGUGAUGUUUCAAAGCCAGUAAGUUACUACUCUCUGGUGUCUGUUCUCUCCACCUCUGUAAUUCCCCUUUUCCAGGUUUUUCAGUUAAAAUUCCUAAAAUAAAUUAUUUGAAAACGA